AUGAGGUCAACCACUGAAUACAAGCGCGCAUCCGGCGAUAAACUUCUCGACCAAUAUUUUAGUAUUUGUAAGUUGAAAUAUCCAAAAUGCAGAAAUUACCAUCCCAAGGAGAAAGUGGAGUUCGAACCAGUAUCUCCCAAAACUUCUGAUUGUCAAAUUCGCCACUACAUGCUUGAUAUUUUCAAUGGCUAUGCAUGGAUAAUAUUAAAACGCGCUCCAUGGUAUAUUUGGAUAUACAGCAUUUUUGUUUUCUUAUAUGAUCUUUUCAUGAAAAAUGGCUUGCAUAAUCUCAUACGGCUCUAUACCACAAGAGUAGUAGAUCCUGGUGGAAUACUGGGACAAUAUAAGGAUAUUAUUGAAGAAUGCCAACCAAGUCUAGCUGCAGCAUUAAAGUUACUGACUGAUUCAAAUAAUGUACCUGCCUUAUUAAAUUGCACUCAUGGAAAAGACAGAACUGGAGUCUUAUGUGCUUUGAUUCUUGCUUGCCUUGGGAAAGAUAAAUACUACAUAGCAAAAAACUAUGCUCUAUCUGAUGAAUUAGCAAAAUUAAAGCCAAUUCUACAGGAGGAAAUCAUAAAACGAUAUCAAUUAAAUGAAAGUUUUGCUACAGCCAAAGAAGAAACAAUGCUGAACUUAUUUGAGUUUGUUGAGAAAAGGUAUGGCAGUGUAUCCACCUACCUUGAAUACAUUGGAUUCAGUUCUGAGGAACAGGAACAAUUGUGUAAGAACCUCUGUGGAUUAUGA
This is a messenger RNA of Acanthosepion pharaonis, 744 nucleotides long. NCBI's taxonomy places the organism in Eukaryota, Metazoa, Mollusca, Cephalopoda, Sepiida, Sepiidae. The record is from the annotation of a GenBank genome assembly.